UUUUCUUUCUUUCGGAAAAACGUGGACGAAUAUCGUUAUCCAAAAAGAGAAUGCCUCGUCAAUGUUUGAGAGUGACAAGGAACCUUGACGGUGCUUGACAAUGCGAUCCGAUGUACCACCGUGAUCUUUGUGCGUGUCAAUUUAUACUAUCCCAACUUAUUCUUGCGAUAUUCGCUGGUGAUACAUCGAACCAAGUGCGUACACGCUGUUUCCUCAAGUUCUGAUAAACUUGUCCAGUACAUUGAACAGCAGUAUUUCGUUCGGAUAUAUAGAAUGUCUGUGCUUGCACACAAUUGAUGAUUAAUACAAGGUAAAGAUGCCAGGUCGAACUAAAGCAAAUCGGUCCAACUCUCUGCCAACAGAUUGGAAAACUCGAUUGGCCAAGUUUCAAGAUGAAAAUAAAGAGGAGAGAAAAGUAGCGAAGAAAAGCGAAAAGUUUGAAUCGAGAGAAUAGUAGAUCGAUCGAGUUCGCUCCCGACCUUGAUGACCUAAAAAGCGGCUCUCCGUUCGGCAGAAUCGAUUCGUCAGGAUGACGGUACUUGAAGGCUGAGAAGAUACUAUUCGAGCAAGGUCGGGAAGGAAGAGAAGAGGGAAAAGAAGGUAGAUCGAUGGUUGUUUAAAAAUGCGCGGGGACUUGCGCGUUCAGUUGAACAACACGUUACAUUGAGAAAGAAGAGCAGACGGAAGAGAAAAAAUGACUGGCAGUAGUAGUAGUGAACUAAAUCCGGAAGUUGGGGUGCGUGGCGAGGGUGGAAAGCACACGGUUCAUUGGUUUCGCAAAGGUCUCAGGCUCCACGACAAUCCAUCGUUGAGAGAGGGUCUCGCCGGAGCGUCUACCUUUCGUUGCGUGUUCGUUUUGGAUCCAUGGUUCGCCGGCAGCACCAACGUUGGCAUCAAUAAGUGGAGGUUCCUGCUACAGUGCUUGGAAGACCUCGACUGUUCUUUGAGGAAAUUGAACUCGAGACUAUUCGUAAUACGAGGACAGCCGGCGGACGCUUUGCCAAAAUUGUUCAAAGAAUGGGGUACCACGAACCUGACCUUCGAGGAGGACCCAGAGCCAUUCGGACGCGUCCGGGAUCAUAACAUCUCGGCACUUUGUAAGGAGCUUGGUAUCUCGGUGGUGCAAAGGGUCUCGCAUACUCUCUACCAGUUGGACGAGAUCAUCGAGAGAAACGGAGGGAAGCCACCGUUGACUUAUCAUCAAUUUCAAAAUGUCGUUGCUAGUAUGGACCCUCCGGAACCACCGGUGUCAACUAUUACCUCUGCCUGCGUAGGCUCGGCCUAUACUCCUUUGAAAGAGGAUCACGACGAUCAUUACGGCGUUCCGACGCUCGAAGAACUUGGCUUCGACACGGAGGGACUCCUUCCACCUGUAUGGGUUGGAGGUGAGAGCGAGGCUUUGGCACGGCUGGAGCGACAUCUCGAAAGGAAAGCUUGGGUGGCCAGUUUCGGAAGACCAAAAAUGACACCGCAAUCGUUGUUGCCCAGUCAGACCGGUCUCUCUCCCUACUUACGAUUCGGAUGCCUGAGCACUCGACUGUUUUAUUAUCAACUCGCCGAUCUCUACAAGAAGAUAAAGAAAGCCAUACCGCCGCUGUCGUUGCACGGACAGCUUUUAUGGCGCGAAUUCUUCUACUGUGCCGCGACGAAAAAUCCAAAUUUCGAUCGGAUGCAGGGUAAUCCGAUUUGCGUGCAAAUUCCUUGGGACAAAAACGUCGAGGCGCUCGCGAAAUGGGCAAACGGCCAAACGGGAUUCCCGUGGAUCGACGCGAUUAUGACACAAUUGAGGGAAGAAGGUUGGAUACAUCACUUAGCUAGACACGCUGUCGCUUGUUUCUUGACCAGAGGCGACCUUUGGAUCUCCUGGGAAGAAGGAAUGAAGGUGUUCGACGAGCUGUUGUUAGACGCCGACUGGUCGGUUAACGCUGGAAUGUGGAUGUGGCUAUCGUGUAGCUCUUUUUUUCAACAAUUUUUCCAUUGCUAUUGUCCAGUGAGAUUCGGUAGGAAAGCAGAUCCGAAUGGCGACUACAUUAGGCGGUACUUGCCGAUACUGAAAAAUUUUCCCACGAGAUACAUUCACGAGCCAUGGAACGCACCGCUUAGCGUGCAACGUGCAGCCAAAUGUAUCAUCGGCAAAGACUACUCACUGCCAAUGGUCAAUCAUAGUAAGAGCUCCCGGAUCAACAUCGAGAGAAUGAAACAGGUCUAUCAACAGUUGCAUAAGUACCGUGGAAACGGUGCCUCCCUUAAAGGAGAAACUGUUGGUUUACUGAACACGUUACCACCGCCACCGCCACCUCCAGUAAAGAAGAACGAAGAGGAAAAGAAAAAAACGAAGCAGUCUCCAGCACCUCCUUCGGAAAAUCAGCCGAAGAUGGAAGGUGUUUCUAAAACAGUGCAACAUCAGCAACAGCACCACCAUCAACACCAACAUCUACAUCAGCAUCAGCAUCAACACCAACAUCAACGUCAACAAUAGCGGUGGGUGCAGCGACGUCACGGCAACGAUAAGGCGACAAUCCGACGGAACGAAAUCACAUUAUUUCCCAUCUUUGUUUAAUUCAUACUUAUUUAUUUAUUUGCCUUGCUAAUUUAACGACUGUUUGAAAAUCGCUACGAAUCAUCGUGUUUCACUGCAACUUAUCGUAAUGCAAUUGCUCUAUCUUUACUUCGAGAACAGUUUAGUUUAAGAAAUUCUCAACAACGAAUGCGACACGGUUGCGUUGGAUACGUUCGGACGAUCACCUGUAUUUCAAAGUACAUUUCGUAAUAAGAAAUAC
Messenger RNA from Habropoda laboriosa, 2780 nucleotides. It is a transcript of the gene Cry2, whose product is annotated as cryptochrome-1-like. The record is from RefSeq and is a predicted model, not a curated record. The transcript is spliced from 12 exons. NCBI's taxonomy places the organism in Eukaryota, Metazoa, Arthropoda, Insecta, Hymenoptera, Apidae. Gene Ontology annotation, cellular component: nucleus; cytoplasm. The coding region runs from base 695 to 2479 and encodes 594 amino acids. Gene Ontology annotation, biological process: entrainment of circadian clock by photoperiod; negative regulation of DNA-templated transcription; circadian regulation of gene expression. Gene Ontology annotation, molecular function: DNA binding; FAD binding.